AUGGAGCGUGUUAGAGGGAAGAGGGGUCCAGGAGAGCUCUUUGCAUUUUGUUCAAGUUGUCUCCUCCAAGCUCAAGAAUGGCUUAUUGUGAUGAGGAGGAAAUACAGAAAAAGUGAAGAGUCCUGCAUGGAUGUACAGGGAGCUCCUAAUGAAAUCCAAACACAAAAUGGAAAUGUACGAGAGGUGGGAGCAGGGUCAAGUGACCCAGAAAGACCACAGAGACCCUGUCUGAGUGUAUACAAGGGUGGGAUUAGGAAAGUCAAAGAGCACCUGGAGUUGAAUCUGGUGGGGGAUGUGAAGCACAAGAAGAGCUUCUACAGGUACCGAGAGGCUAUUCACAAGUGGGAUGAAGCGCUUCAGUUAACUCCAGAGGAUGCUACGCUUUAUGAGAUGAAAUCUCAGGUCCUGAUGUCUUUACAUGAGAUGUUCCCAGCAGUGCAUGCAGCAGAAAUGGCUGUCCAGAGAAACCCACGUUCCUGGGAUGCCUGGCAGACUUUGGGACGUGCCCAGCUUGGUUUAGGAGAGAUAGCACUGGCAAUCCGAAGUUUCCAGGUAUCCUUACACAUCUUUCCAAUGAACCCUGAAGUAUGGAAAGAGGACCUUUCCUGGGCAAGAAAACUACACGAACAGCAGAGGGCAACAAAGACUGAGGCAGUGCAAGCACUGGCAAAAGAGACAGAGCUUGCACAAGAAUCAAUCCCAGACUAUGACUUUGAAAGUGAUGAAAUUGUGGCAGUCUGUGCUGCCAUUGCAGAGAAGGAGAAAGCUCUUUCAGCAGCUAAAACGGUCGUGAUUGUUUCUGCUUCAGGCACAGUAGAGACUGUAACUGAGAAGGAGAAUUGUCCUACAACUCCUGAUGAAACCCUUUUCAUCAGAGCCCGGUAGGGCAGCCUUAUGGGUUGCCCGUACUGUUUUAAGCACUAGUGUUAUUUAUUAUAUUGGGCUUGCUUUGUUUUUGUUAAGCAGUGGGUGAGCCUACAAAAGUUAAAAGAAUUGAAGUUAUUUUUCCUUUGUAAAUUGCUAAAGCAAUGACCUGAGUUGUUGUUCCAUCCAUGUUUUUGGAGAGGAAAGCCAAGAGUUAAUUCUAAAAAUCUUAUGAACAAAUGUAGUGUUAAAAUGCUUAACUACAUUCAAACAACUGCUUUCA
Mesitornis unicolor (brown roatelo) is the source of this 1147-nucleotide messenger RNA. RefSeq names its product tetratricopeptide repeat domain 33 (gene TTC33). The record is from RefSeq and is a predicted model, not a curated record. The transcript has 4 exons. Bases 1 to 885 code for a protein of 294 amino acids. Gene Ontology annotation, molecular function: protein binding. Lineage: Eukaryota; Metazoa; Chordata; Aves; Mesitornithiformes; Mesitornithidae.